Phycomyces blakesleeanus NRRL 1555(-) is the source of this 831-nucleotide messenger RNA. RefSeq lists its product as hypothetical. The record is from RefSeq and is a predicted model, not a curated record. The transcript is spliced from 2 exons. Gene Ontology annotation, biological process: riboflavin biosynthetic process. Gene Ontology annotation, molecular function: GTP cyclohydrolase II activity. Lineage: Eukaryota; Fungi; Mucoromycota; Mucoromycetes; Mucorales; Phycomycetaceae. The annotation marks the transcript as partial.
GAUGUCCAAUGCCAGGUCCGUGCACGUAUUCCGACCAUGGAAGGUGGUGAGAUGCACCUCUUUCUCUACAAGAACAACAAGGACACAAAAGAGCACAUGGCUAUUGUGUACGGAGAUGAUAUCCGGUCCAGUUCGCUUGACAAGACCUGGGAGAACGAGACGAUUAUGAACAGAGUUGUGCGCGGUGCAUAUUAUGGCCGUCUUGAAGAGAUCAUCACAGACGAAACACAGUAUACCCAACUAAAUGCUAAACAGUGGGCUCGUUUGGCACAACAACAGGCUAUUGCCAAGGAAGCCUGGCGCCCGGUUUCAGAGGCUCCGCUUGUACGCAUACACUCCGAGUGUUUCACGGGAGAAACUGUUCACUCUGCUAGAUGUGAUUGUGGAGAGCAGCUGGAUGAAGCUAUGAGGUUGAUGCAACAGGCAGGAAGAGGUGUAAUUGUAUAUUUACGACAAGAAGGACGGGGUAUUGGAUUAUUAGAGAAAUUAAAAGCGUAUAACCUUCAGGAUCUGGGCCAUGACACGGUUGCUGCAAACUUACUGUUGGACCAUCCAGCAGAUGGUCGCACGUACGAUAUUGCCAAUGAUAUUCUCAAAGAUCUUGGUUUGUCAGAAGUGCGAUUGCUGACCAAUAAUCCAGAUAAAAUUGAACAGCUUGAGGCAUUUGGAGACAUCAAAGUGGUCGAUAGAAAAUCAAUGGUACCUCAGUCAUGGUCCUCCUCUCCGCCACUCUCACACACACCCCAGUCCACUCCUAAGAAAGAGCUUGAUAGAUACCUUGCUGUCAAGGUUACAAAGAUGAGACACAUGCUUGAUCUUCCAACAUCCAUA